This is a messenger RNA of Diaporthe batatas, 1905 nucleotides long. RefSeq lists its product as uncharacterized. Gene Ontology annotation, biological process: macroautophagy. The transcript is spliced from 7 exons. Gene Ontology annotation, cellular component: fungal-type vacuole membrane. NCBI's taxonomy places the organism in Eukaryota, Fungi, Ascomycota, Sordariomycetes, Diaporthales, Diaporthaceae. The record is from RefSeq and is a predicted model, not a curated record. The coding region runs from base 576 to 1895 and encodes 439 amino acids.
GUAUUGUACCGGCACAGAUGUGCUUGGAGCUUAAACUGCCAGAGUGUUCCCCUCCUCCUGUUUCAAACAUGUUUAGAUCUCAACAAACCCAUCAGGAUCACGGCCUUCUCCCGGAAACCCAAGCUCCCCUUCGGUCAGAUCUUCCGAGUGCUAGCUCUACCUGGAUAAUUUUCAGAUGAAGCGGCCGUUUUACCCUCAUCCCAGCUUCUCAUUGGCGACCACAGCUCCCACCCGCCCUGUCAAACAUUCAAGCUUAAUUCCCUAAGCUCUGUCGAUCACUAGGCUGCAAGGAAAGGGAUCCUGAUGGGUGUGAUAUUCAGAUCGCCGGCAGGGGGUCCUGCGUGUGACGAGUCGUGCCCGCGGUCCAUGCUCUGCUGCACCGAGAUCAGCUGGUCUGACGGGCAGACGGGGUAGUCUAGAUGCUGAUGGUGUCCAACGGCAGCUUCGCUACCCGGGCCUUGUCGAGGUUGUAGACUUCAGGCUGGAAACCUGCGGACAUGAGGGGCUGAACGAAGGUGUCACUAGGUUCCCGGGAGGGCUCCGGGCCGGAGACGCGAGGAGAGACGCGGAUAUAUAUGUAUUCGACGGCCCACCGUGAAGGCUCUAGCCUGGGCGUGAUAGAUUCGUCUCUCGUCUCUCGUCUUCCUCUUCUCCUUCUCCAGGUCCGGUACCAUCUUCUCCAGCCGUCUUCUGCGAAGAUGCGUUUCUCACAAGUUUUGUCCACCGCAAUUGCGGCCGGCGUUGCCACCGCCGAGCCACUGGCUAACGUGCUCGCUGCGAACAACAACACCCUGAGCACCUUGAACUCUAUCCUGGCCGGCAUGCCACAGUUUACACAAGCUUUGACCACAAUUAGCAACAUCACCAUUCUUGCCCCUUCCAACGACGCCUUCGAGAAGGCCAUGAAGGCCAUGCCAGGCCUCACCAACGACAUGAAUAUGGUCACAGCGCUCCUGCAGUACCAUGUCAUGUCAGGGGUAAUGAUGUCGACGGCUUUCACCGAGACGCCCAAAUUUGUGAGCACAUUCAUGGGAAUGCCAUUCUCCAUGGUAACUGGCAAUCAGAAGGUUGAGCUGGUCAAGAUGGAAAACAUGGCAAUGAUCUUUUCCGGCUUCAAGCAGAUGAGCAGUGUCACCAAGGCAGAUAUUGCAUUCGACGGUGGCGUUGUACACGUUAUCGACAAGGUCCUCACCAUCCCAAUGUCCCCGUCCGUCACCGCCACCGACAUGGGCUUGACCUCACUCGCUGGCGCGCUGACCAAGACAAACAUGGUAAUGGCCGUGGACAGCCUGUCGGACGUCACCAUCUUUGCGCCAUCGAACAAGGCCUUCGAGAACAUUGGUUCGGCAGCCGAGAGCGCAUCCGUGAUGGAUUUGUCGACAAUCCUGUCAUAUCACGUCCUGCAUGGUGGCGACAUGGCCAUGUUCUCGACUAACCUGCUCAUGGGGAGCAGCGCCAUGUCUGGAACCACGAUGGCUAUGCCCGGCAUGGCAAACAUGCCAAUGCGAAGGCAGUCGAUGAACAGCACCCCCAUGACAUUCGCAACGCUACAAGGUGGGAACGUAAACGUGCGAAUGGAAAAUGGCAAGGUCUUUGUCAACUCGGCCCAGGUCACAAUUGCGGAUAUUAUCACCUCCAACGGCGUCAUCCACGUCAUUGACAACGUGCUCAACCCCAUGAUGGCCGAUGCUAUGCCAAAUCCAACUGCCACAACCCAGACUCCCGCCUUCUCUGGGGCCACACCUGUUCAAGAUGCUCCGUUCACGGAGGGUAUUUCGCCGACGACGACGAUCACGGCUGGCGGCAUGACUGGUGGAGCUGGUGUUUUCGCCGCAAUGCCCACAGCUGCUUUCCUGGGGGCUGUAGGAGGUGCGGCGUUGUUGGCAGGGCUUUAGAUAUGCCUGG